AUGUCUGAGUAUGAGCCGAAAUAUGUUGUUGUCAACACGGUGGAAGAAGCCGAAAAGCUAGUGACUAAGUUUGAAAUAGACACAGUCACUAAAUUUACAAUAUUUAGGCGAAAUAAAGGAUUUAGUCAUGAUCUGGAUUUUAAUAGGUUGCUUUGGGAGGACAAGGGACAAAAGGAGGGUGUUAAAGUACCCUGUAAUGGCACACCAUUCAUUAUUCUUGGUUUUGAUGUCAGAGAAUGUCACUUUGGGCCAGACAGAAAUACAAUGAAAAAGAAGAAGUACCAAAUGGAGAAGACCAUAGAAGCAGACCAAGAUCAUUCUUAUACACAAAAGAGCAGGACUUUGGUACAAAACACAAAAAUUGAUUGCCCUGCCAGAAUUUAUAUGAAAAAGAUAUGUAAAUUUCCUGAUUAUAAGAUCCUUGGUCAUGAUUCUAUCUGGAAGAGAAAACACCAAGCGCAGAAGUUGAAGAAGGCUCUUUCCGCAAAUGAAGAUGUGCACAGGGAAAAGGAAAUUCACAUUUUUUUCCCAGGAAUUGAGAGCCACAAAAAUCAUUUGACAGGACAGCUUGCAGGUAUUUGUCUACCAAUCGACAAUACCAUCAAGGAAAAAAUAUCACAUCUGAUGGAUGAAGGAGUGUCUAAAGUUUCAGAAAUGAGACGUCACAUCAAGUCAUUUAGCAGGAAGGAACUUAGAAUGACUGAUGAAGAAAAUCGACGCUUCUUUCCAUUGGAUAAAGAUAUUAGAAAUCUAAUGAAUUCUUUAAAGGAACAGACACGACACUGUACAUGA
Messenger RNA from Ostrea edulis (European flat oyster), 792 nucleotides. Its product is annotated as calcium-responsive transcription factor-like. Lineage: Eukaryota; Metazoa; Mollusca; Bivalvia; Ostreida; Ostreidae. The record is from RefSeq and is a predicted model, not a curated record. Gene Ontology annotation, molecular function: DNA-binding transcription factor activity.